Molecule: messenger RNA, 2705 nt
Organism: Aphanomyces astaci
Lineage: Eukaryota; Oomycota; Saprolegniomycetes; Saprolegniales; Verrucalvaceae
Exons: 4
Coding region: 7-2640 (877 amino acids)
Biological process (GO): GPI anchor biosynthetic process
Cellular component (GO): endoplasmic reticulum membrane
Molecular function (GO): mannose-ethanolamine phosphotransferase activity
Source: RefSeq, a predicted model, not a curated record
UCCAACAUGACGGUGGGGGUGUUGGUGGUGACGUUCUUCCUUCAUGCUGCCGCCAUCUUCCUCUUCACUAGCGGAUUCUUCCUCACGCGGUAUGAAGCCACCGACGUGAGUCCAUGCUCCGAGGACGCGGCCUUCCCAACCGCCAUGCACAACACGCAUCAUCUCCGCCGGCAUGAGGGCCCGCGGACAGGAUGCUGGAGUAACGUCAAGUUCCCUCGCGUGGUGUACAUUGUGAUUGACGCGUUGCGCUUCGACUUCAUGCACGAAGCUUCCCAAGAAGAGCAGCAGCAGAAAGCCGCGGACGGUGGGCAGUACUUUCUCAACCAUCUGCCGCACGUGCACGCUCUCCUUCGCGACGAGCCGGCGCAAAGUCUGCUGUUCCGAUUUAUUGCCGACGCUCCCACCAUGACCAUGCAGCGACUCAAAGGGCUGACCACGGGGACGCUGCCGACGUUCCUCGACAUCAAGGACAACAUGCACAGCGAAGAAAUCGUGGAAGAUUCGUGGAUCAAGCAGCUGACGGCGAUGAACAAGAGCAUCGUGUUCAUGGGCGACGACACGUGGGGCAAGUUGUACCCGAGCACGUUUCUGCGCAACUACUCGUACGAUUCGUUCAACGUGAAGGACCUGCACACGGUCGACAACGGCGUCCUCGCGCACUUCUUCCCCGAACUGGUCAACCAAACCGACUGGGACGUUCUGAUUGGUCACUUUCUCGGCGUGGACCACGUCGGCCAUACGUUUGGGCCCAACCACCCGUCGAUGGUGUCCAAAUUGCACCAAAUGAACGAUUUCCUCGAGCGAUUGACUGAAUCCCUGCCGCCCGAUGUGUUGGCGGUGAUUCUAGGAGAUCAUGGCAUGAGCAGCGACGGCAACCACGGCGGCGCCACGGACGAUGAGACUGGCGCCGCGCUAUUCUUGUACUCCAAGGCCCUGCCGCUGCAUGUGCUUGACGGCACCCGAUCCCUGUACGAUGUGUUGUUUUAUCCGGAUCCGGAUACUUCCACCGUGCGCUCUGUCGCACAAGUGGACCUCGUGCCGACGUUGUCACUGCUCAUGGGGCUUCCGAUUCCAUUUGGCAACUUGGGCGCAGUGAUUCCGCAGCUGUUUUUCGAGCCCUCGUCCAAUCAAACGUCGCCAUCUGCGUCGAUUUCGUCCAAUCAAACGUCGUUCAGUGCCGCGUUGGCCCACCUCAACGACGCCCUGUGGGUGAACGUGCAUCAGUUGCGCCAUCAGUUUACCACGUCGCAGACGAUCCGGAUGGACUUGCCGGCCAUGCUCGAUCUCGAAGCAACCUUUGCGGAAGCAGCUUUGCAAGACGGUGAUGCCAAAGGUACCCACGACCUCCUGCAAAAGUACCUCGCCGACGCCCUCGCCCUGUCCCGGGCCCUGUACACGCAGUUCGACCUUGUGUGCAUGGUUCAUGGCGUGGUCCUUCAAUUAAGUACCUUUCUGGCCCUUCACUUGACUUCGUUUCGUCCCCACCGCGUGCCCAUAUCCAUCCUCGUUGGCAUCUUGGUCGGGUUCAUGUGGCCCGCGGCCGCGCGGGUGCUGCCGCCCUUGUUACCCGGCGCCCCCAUGCCCCGAUACGCAGCCACCAUCGGCCUCUCCACCGUCGGUCUAGCGUUUGAGUGGCAACCGCCAUCCUUGUCACCAAAGUUGUCACCAAAGUUGUCACCAAUAGUGUCCUGGCGUCGAAGCGUGGGCGUGACCAUGUUGGUAGUGAUGCACUGCUUGAGCUUGUUCUCCAACUCGUACCUGGUCGUACAAGACCGCGUCGUGCUGUUUAUAAGUGCGAGUAACCUGGUACUAGUUGGGAUGGACCUAUUGGCGCCUCCUGCUUGCUCGGGUCCAGUGACCAGGGGGACGGGUCAAGUGACCCGUUUCGUCGGGCUCUGCGUCCUCCACCGCGUGUACGCGGCGUGGCCCGUGCCCAACAUUGUGCUGUCUUCAAUGUCGAUGGAAUGGACCUACAUUCCCAUGCUGGUCGUGGGAGUGUGGAUCGCUCGCGUGGACCCGGCCAGUUUGGUGAGUUAUGUUUGCGUGUGGAUGCACUGGUGGGAUAUUUGGCCGUUGUUCGUGCCGUGGGUGGUGUACGCGUGGGGUGGUCUGAACAUUCUCACCACGCACCCCCCCUCCGUGCUGCUUGUGCUGCUGCUGCUCCACGGCCCGACCUCGCCGGGUCCGUUUGGGCUGUUUGUUGCCAUGAGUUUUCUGUACCAGUCUGGGCCUAGUACUACUAGUAGUAGUAGUACUAGUAUGUGGGGCUACUGCUUUCUCAUCCAUAGCCUGUACUUUCAAUCGGGCCACGGGAAUUCGUUUGCGAGUCUGCAGAACGCGGCAGGGUUUGUGGGCGUUCCCUCGUUUUACUGGCCCGUCGCAGGCACCCUCUUGGCCGUCAACACGUUUGGCGCGUUCUGGCUCGGUCUAUCCCUCCUUUUAACGACCAUCCGCCGACCCAUCGUCGUCGCAUAUUUCACGCUCUCGGCCAUCUGCACCAGUGUUUUCGUGGCGCUCAGUCGGCGCCAUCUCAUGGUCUGGGCCAUCUUUGCGCCCAAGUUUGUGUUUGACGCCCUCGUGUCCCUCGUCGUGCACUUGCUCGUCCUCGUGCAAAGCUGCUGCAAUCGUGUCAUACUAUAGAACAAUGAAUAUGUGUAGUACAGUUGAUAGUAUAACGUUACUAAUACAUGCUGGUGCAAAGCUGC